AGUGAAAAAUCUGUGAAAGUUCUGGAUAUUCCAUAAGCCACAGCCAUGGCCCCAAGGAAACGCAUUUCGAAGAUCGCAUCGCGGAGUAUGGUGCCGGUGGUGCAGACGGCGGCGGAGAGCACAUCUCAGCGUUCGGUUGGCACCCAAACUAAUAUACUGGCAAUGGGUGCAUCGAAGCGCAAGAAGAUCCAGGACAAGGUCAAGCCGCUGGCGUUGCAGAUACCGCUGUCCCAACAGUUGGCGGUCCGUCCACCUGCAGCACCGUUGGCCGCUUCCAUCAUGCUAUGUGAACAACCAGCGGUUUGCCCACCCUUUGUGCCCGAUUCAAAUGAGAAGGCCUGUCAGGCGGUGGACAGCGGUACGCUGCACACAGCCGACCGGUGGAUCACCCCGAACUCCGGCGAACGACAGAUGAGCUACCUCAAGUCCCUGGUGACCAAUCGACGCGAAAAGGCAAAUCACUGGGAUCGCAGACGUCUGGAAACGCUGAUGACCCAGAUCAACGACAAUCCACCGCCGCGUUGGCACCUGGCCUCCCAAAUGUGGCUGGAGGUCGACCAACUUGAGGAGCGCAUAGAGGCCUACGAUCAGAGGGAGCUGCUCAAUGACAAGAAACGUAAAAUUGACGAGGAGGUGGACAAGAACCUGUACGGAGGACAGGACGAAGAAAAGGCCGCUAGGCAGGAUGAGCAGCAGAACGGGGAGGUCCUUCAGCAACCAGCUCAGAUUUAG
This is a messenger RNA of Drosophila takahashii, 732 nucleotides long. RefSeq lists its product as uncharacterized. Lineage: Eukaryota; Metazoa; Arthropoda; Insecta; Diptera; Drosophilidae. The record is from RefSeq and is a predicted model, not a curated record.